CAAAAAUCUUGUAUUAGACAAGCAAUUGCACAUUUUCUGGAAGUACCUAAUGUCAAUACGAAAACUUCGGAUAUUACAAAGAACAAUUUCUCUGAAGUGCAUUUACCCACAAAUCACCACGCGAAACGUGCGAGUAACAACGUCAUUACGAUUCCGUUGCGACUUGCAGUCUCUCGGCUAGUAUCCCUGGCGAACUUGUAAAGGAAUGGUUUUGAUCUUUUUCAACACGGCCAUAUUCUGGAAGUGACGAAUUUUGACCUAUGAACAACAGAGCAUCCCGUCGCAUUUCCUACUCCAGGAGAGGGCAUGCUGUGGAAAGGGAAUGGAGGCAAAAACACAACCAGGGGCAAUGGCGAGAAGCGCAGGAGACAAUUGAGGAAGAAAAGAAGCAGGAUCCAGUACCUAGGGGCACCUGUUUGUGUAUGUGUCCUGCGCGCGAGCUGCAACGCAGGGAGGCCCAGAACCUACUGCACCGCUUUGAGGUGUUGGCAGGCAGUGAGAAAGACCGUCGGCCGAGGGCUGACCCCUUGCGCGUGGUUAAGGAGUAUGCGAGACCUGCGGCAGGGAAGGACUCCACUCGACCUACUGACUUGCGGCCCCCAGCUGUGCUGCUAAAGACUGUCUGCUACCUCAUUGACAACAUUGCUACCUCCCCUACUCUCCAGCCAUGGAUUGAUGUUUACGAUUUUGUCUUUGACCGGCUGCGCAGUGUUAGACAGGAUAUGAUCAUCCAGAGGGUGUCUGGUCCAGACUGCGUGGCUAUUCUGGAGCGGAUAGUCCGCUUCCUGAUUUACGCCUCCUACCGGCUUUGUGGGGAGCCCCUGCGCCUCUAUGACCCCCGCAUUAAUGACAUUCACCUGCAGGAGAGCCUAAGCUGGCUGCUGGAAUGUUAUACUAGAGGACAGCACCCCAACCAGGAGGAGUUCCAGGCCCUUAGUCUUCUCUACAACCUGGGUUCUGGCCGCGCCACACAGCACACCAUGGAGCUCCCGGAGCGGAUACGCUCCUCCUCUGUUGUGUGUCUGGCCCUUUCACUGAGUCGGGCCUUCAUGGAGCGCAACCCUGUACGACUCCUCCGACUGGCUCGUAAACUGGACUUCUUGCAGAGCUGUGCCCUGCAUAGACACUUGCAAGCCUGUCGCAGGGACCUUCUGCUGAUCUACAGCCACGGACACAGCAGCAGGAAUUGCCACUUCCCCCUCCAUAAGCUAGCUGACCUCCUGGCUCUGGAUGUCCGUCUUACCACCUGUCUGUGCCAGGCCUAUGGAGUGGUCAUUAUCAGGGAUGCCGUGGUCUUCUCUAAAACGUCUUUCACUGAGCCAGAUGUUGGAAGGCUACAGUGUCCGAACUUCCAUGAACUGGUGGAAAAUAAGCAGAGUGGCCUAACUAUUGGUGGCAUCAUUCACGGCUGUGCCUGAUAUCCACAGACAUGGACAUUUGGAUAAACUGGAGCCUGCCUCCACCAAGAAGGCUAACAUGCGCUUCACUUUGUAUUUUAAGUUGUUUUCUAAAUAAACUUGUUUUAAUGUACAUUCA
Esox lucius (northern pike) is the source of this 1536-nucleotide messenger RNA. It is a transcript of the gene sac3d1, whose product is annotated as SAC3 domain containing 1. Gene Ontology annotation, cellular component: spindle; centrosome; nucleus. The coding region runs from base 261 to 1418 and encodes 385 amino acids. The record is from RefSeq and is a predicted model, not a curated record. The transcript is spliced from 4 exons. NCBI's taxonomy places the organism in Eukaryota, Metazoa, Chordata, Actinopteri, Esociformes, Esocidae. Gene Ontology annotation, biological process: centrosome duplication; spindle assembly.